Drosophila subpulchrella is the source of this 576-nucleotide messenger RNA. RefSeq lists its product as uncharacterized. The record is from RefSeq and is a predicted model, not a curated record. The coding region runs from base 119 to 556 and encodes 145 amino acids. Lineage: Eukaryota; Metazoa; Arthropoda; Insecta; Diptera; Drosophilidae. The transcript has 2 exons.
CCCAAGGCAAGAAUUUUACGAUGCCAUAGAACAAAAUUCGGCACCGCUGCCAAAAUGUACAAAUAAGUCUUAGACGUAGUUGUCUCAUUAUUCGCAGAAUAUCCGUAGAGUUGUCAAGAUGUACAAGUUCUUAUGUUUGUUUGCUUUGGUAGCUUUGCCAAUCGUUUGGAUCCAGGCAGACUGCAAUGUAUGUCAGUCGAAUGGAGCAUCCUGCAUAAACCAGACCGCAUAUAACUUGUGCUUCGGUGGCAGUGAGCCGAAUACCAACCAGACCUUCAUCUGCACCGACGGCCUGGUGUGCACGGAUCAGCCUGUGAUUUGCUUCCAGCGUAGCGAGAAUCCAGCCAGUUGUGGCGAUACGGACAGCUGUGGCCAGUGUGCUCCCAAUUACACCUUCGCCUGCACCUCGCUAAACACAUUCGCCUUCUGCUUCGGCGCUAUAACGCCCACAAAUGUCACGGGAAGCUGCCCUGAUGGUUACUUUUGCGAUGGCUCCACACAGGAGAUAUGCGUCACAAAGACUACUGAUGAUUCCAUAAUCUGCCACAAGAAUUAACAAUGCUUUGCUAUACAAAU